Molecule: messenger RNA, 481 nt
Organism: Caenorhabditis elegans
Lineage: Eukaryota; Metazoa; Nematoda; Chromadorea; Rhabditida; Rhabditidae
Gene: Y50D4A.5
Product: Reverse transcriptase domain-containing protein
Exons: 2
Coding region: 3-179 (58 amino acids)
Source: RefSeq, marked reviewed
AGAUGUCCGAUGAGGAUGACUACAAUUCAGACGAAAAUGUGGAGGAUCUUGACGUGAAAAUCGAUUAUAUCGGUGAAAGUAUUGAAAUUGAGCCGGAGAACCCGUACUUCUUAGCGAUUUUUGACGAUUUUAUGAUCUCCACCGACUCAGAAGCACGUUUCCAGAGGCGAGAAAAGUGAUGAUUUGGGAAAAGUCGCCCAAAAGUCGUCGUCGCGUUGAAGCUAAAAAUUGCCGAUUUGAAGCGAGAGCUGCACGGAAUCUCUCCGACCGCCGAAUUUGCACGAUUUCUGAUGAUCCAUCUGCUGAAUCUGGCGCUGAAGACAUUCGGAUCUGAAGACUGAUUUAUCUAAAUUUUUUUAAAAUUUUGUUUUUUCCUGUUUCAUGACUAUUUCUCUCUCGGCUCGGGUCUUUCACUUAAUAUAUUCAUUCCGAUUUUCGAUUUUCUGUGCACUUUUAUUAUUCAAAAAGUUUAUUCCUUAAA